Dentiscutata erythropus is the source of this 263-nucleotide messenger RNA. The record is from the annotation of a GenBank genome assembly. Lineage: Eukaryota; Fungi; Glomeromycota; Glomeromycetes; Diversisporales; Gigasporaceae.
AUGAAUAGUCAAGAGAUUACAUCUAACGAAAGCUUUUCUAAGCUUUAUAAUGCAAAUAAUAUUAGUGUUGAAAAUUCUUUUUACUCAGCAAGAGAAUUAUUGGAAUCUAAUAAAGACAAUAAAACUGACAAUUCAUUUGAGAAUCGAUAUCUUUCAAAUUCUAAUGUUCUUCAAGAAAUGACAAUUCAAGCCUCUGAUCCAUCACAUAAUCAACCCGUAUCAAAAACAUAUAAUAUUCAAGAAGAAAAAUCCAAAUCUACCUU